UGGGGCCCGCGGCGAGCGUCUUCCCCGGAUUGCACACCCCCUCGCUUCCUGCCGGGGAGGGGCUGCCAGUCUCCGGCGGGCUCCGGAGCAUCGAGAGCUGCGACCAGACAGAGUAGCUUCCUGCGGUCCCCACAACCAUCGAGCGCGGGUCCAGGGCGCCGCCCGCGGGUGGGGGACAUUCCGGGGACGGAAGUGGCCGCGAGAGAGCCUGUCGGCGGGAGGGCGAGGCCGCAGCCCGAGAGCGACCGGGAGCAGGAGCGGGCGAGCGGGCCACAGAGCCGGGCACCUCAGGUCUAGGCAGGCUGGAAAGGAGCCGCUGCCACCAUGGUUGCACUCUCGCUGAAGAUCAGCAUUGGAAAUGUGGUGAAGACGAUGCAGUUUGAGCCCUCCACCAUGGUGUACGACGCCUGCCGCAUCAUUCGAGAGCGCAUCCCAGAGGCCCUGGUUGGCCCUCCCAGCGACUUUGGGCUCUUUCUGUCGGAUGAUGAUCCCAAAAAGGGUAUAUGGCUGGAGGCCGGGAAAGCGCUGGAUUACUACAUGCUCCGAAAUGGAGACACCAUGGAGUACAGGAAGAAACAGAGGCCCUUGAAGGUCCGGAUGCUUGAUGGCACCGUGAAGACCAUCAUGGUGGAUGACUCUAAGACCGUGACCGACAUGCUCAUGACCAUCUGUGCCCGUAUCGGCAUCACCAAUCAUGAUGAAUACUCACUGGUUCGAGAGUUGAUGGAAGAGAAGAAGGAGGAGACGACAGGGACCUUACGGAAGGAUAAGACACUGCUGCGAGAUGAGAAAAAGAUGGAGAAACUGAAGCAGAAAUUGCACACAGACGAUGAGCUGAACUGGCUGGACCAUGGCCGAACCCUGAGGGAGCAAGGAGUGGAGGAGCAUGAGACACUUCUGCUGAGGAGGAAGUUCUUCUACUCUGACCAGAAUGUCGAUUCCCGAGACCCCGUGCAGCUGAACCUUCUUUACGUGCAGGCUCGAGACGACAUUCUGAACGGCUCCCACCCGGUCUCCUUUGACAAGGCCUGUGAGUUUGCUGGCUUCCAAUGUCAGAUCCAGUUUGGGCCCCACAAUGAACAGAAGCACAAGGCCGGCUUCCUCGACCUGAAGGACUUCCUGCCUAAGGAGUACGUGAAGCAGAAGGGCGAGCGUAAGAUCUUCCAGGCACACAAGAACUGUGGGCAGAUGAGUGAGAUUGAGGCCAAGGUGCGCUAUGUGAAGCUUGCCCGUUCCCUCAAGACAUACGGUGUUUCCUUCUUCCUGGUUAAGGAGAAAAUGAAAGGGAAGAACAAGCUGGUGCCCAGGCUGCUGGGCAUCACUAAGGAGUGUGUGAUGCGGGUGGACGAGAAGACCAAGGAGGUGAUCCAGGAGUGGAACCUCACCAACAUCAAGCGUUGGGCUGCCUCCCCCAAGAGCUUCACCUUGGAUUUCGGGGACUACCAAGAUGGCUACUACUCGGUGCAGACAACAGAGGGGGAGCAGAUCGCACAGCUCAUUGCCGGCUACAUCGACAUCAUCCUGAAGAAGAAAAAAAGCAAGGACCACUUCGGGCUGGAGGGAGACGAGGAGUCUACCAUGCUGGAGGACUCGGUGUCCCCCAAAAAGUCGACAGUCCUGCAGCAGCAGUAUAACCGCGUGGGGAAGGUGGAGCACGGCUCCGUGGCCCUGCCUGCCAUCAUGCGCUCCGGAGCCUCGGGCCCUGAGAAUUUCCAGGUGGGAAGCAUGCCCCCUGCCCAGCAGCAGAUCACCAGUGGCCAGAUGCACCGGGGACACAUGCCUCCUCUGACGUCAGCCCAGCAAGCGCUCACUGGGACCAUCAACUCCAGCAUGCAGGCUGUGCAGGCUGCCCAGGCCACCCUGGACGACUUUGACACCCUGCCCCCGCUUGGCCAGGAUGCUGCCUCGAAGGCCUGGCGGAAGAACAAGAUGGACGAGUCAAAGCACGAGAUCCACUCCCAGGUAGAUGCCAUCACAGCCGGCACUGCCUCCGUGGUGAACCUGACAGCAGGAGACCCUGCAGAGACAGACUACACCGCUGUGGGCUGUGCCGUGACCACCAUCUCCUCCAACCUGACGGAGAUGUCUCGCGGGGUGAAGCUGCUGGCUGCCCUGCUGGAGGAUGAGGGUGGCAGUGGCCGUCCCCUGCUGCAGGCAGCCAAGGGCCUUGCAGGGGCCGUGUCGGAGCUGCUGCGCAGUGCCCAGCCAGCCAGCGCCGAGCCCCGUCAGAACCUGCUGCAAGCAGCUGGGAACGUGGGCCAGGCCAGUGGGGAGCUGUUGCAGCAAAUUGGGGAAAGCGAUACUGACCCCCACUUCCAGAUACAUGCACCCAGAGGGGCUGGGGUUCGAUCUCCCCCCGACCCCCCCACGGACAUGCUCAUGCAACUAGCCAAGGCAGUAGCCAGCGCAGCAGCGGCCCUGGUCCUCAAAGCCAAGAGCGUGGCCCAACGGACAGAGGACUCAGGGCUUCAGACCCAGGUCAUUGCUGCCGCCACACAGUGUGCCCUGUCCACCUCCCAGCUGGUGGCCUGUACCAAGGUGGUGGCACCUACAAUCAGUUCCCCCGUUUGCCAAGAGCAGCUGGUCGAGGCUGGACGCCUGGUAGCCAAAGCCGUGGAGGGCUGCGUGUCUGCCUCCCAUGCAGCCACAGAGGAUGGACAGCUCUUGCGAGGGGUGGGAGCAGCAGCUACAGCUGUCACCCAGGCCCUGAAUGAGUUGCUGCAGCACGUGAGGGCGCACGCCACAGGGGCUGGGCCUGCUGGCCGCUAUGACCAGGCCACUGACACCAUCCUCACUGUCACUGAGAACAUCUUCAGUUCCAUGGGUGAUGCUGGUGAGAUGGUACGACAGGCACGCAUCCUAGCCCAAGCCACCUCAGACCUGGUCAAUGCCAUCAAGGCUGACGCCGAGGGGGAGAGUGACCUGGAGAACUCACGCAAGCUAUUAAGCGCUGCCAAGAUCCUUGCUGAUGCCACAGCCAAGAUGGUGGAAGCUGCCAAGGGGGCAGCCGCCCACCCCGACAGUGAGGAGCAGCAGCAGCGGCUGCGCGAGGCAGCUGAGGGUCUGCGCAUGGCGACCAACGCAGCUGCACAGAAUGCCAUCAAGAAGAAGCUGGUGCAGCGGCUGGAGCACGCAGCCAAGCAGGCCGCAGCCUCAGCCACACAGACCAUCGCUGCCGCCCAGCACGCGGCUUCCACCCCCAAGGUCUCUGCGGGCCCCCAGCCGCAGCUGGUGCAGAGCUGUAAGGCGGUAGCAGAGCAGAUCCCACUGCUGGUGCAGGGCGUCCGAGGGAGCCAAGCUCAGCCCGACAGUCCCAGCGCUCAGCUGGCCCUCAUUGCUGCCAGCCAGAGCUUCCUGCAGCCAGGUGGGAAGAUGGUGGCAGCUGCAAAGGCCUCAGUGCCAACCAUUCAGGACCAGGCUUCCGCCAUGCAGCUGAGUCAGUGUGCUAAGAACCUUGGUACCGCCUUGGCGGAACUCCGGACCGCUGCCCAGAAGGCUCAGGAAGCGUGCGGACCCUUGGAGAUGGAUUCUGCGCUGAGUGUGGUCCAGAAUCUAGAGCGAGACCUGCAGGAAGUGAAGGCCGCGGCUCGAGAUGGCAAACUGAAGCCCCUCCCUGGGGAGACAAUGGAGAAGUGCGCCCAGGACCUAAGCAACAGCACCAAAGCUGUGAGCUCCGCCAUCGCCCAGCUCCUCGGGGAGGUGGCCCAGGGCAAUGAGAACUAUGCAGGCAUUGCAGCACGGGACGUUGCAGGUGGUCUGCGGGCACUGGCCCAGGCUGCAAGGGGUGUAGCUGCUCUGACGUCAGAUCCUGCAGUGCAGGCCGUCGUGCUUGACACGGCCAGUGAUGUACUGGACAAGGCCAGCAGCCUCCUCGAGGAGGCUAAAAAGGCAGCUGGACAUCCAGGAGAUCCUGAGAGCCAGCAGCGGCUUGCCCAGGUGGCUAAAGCCGUGACCCAGGCACUGAACCGCUGCGUCAGCUGUCUGCCUGGCCAGCGAGAUGUGGACAACGCCCUGAGAGCAGUGGGGGAUGCCAGCAAGAGACUCCUCAGUGACUCGCUGCCCCCCAGCACUGGCACCUUUCAAGAAGCUCAGAGCCGGCUGAACGAGGCGGCAGCUGGGCUGAAUCAGGCGGCCACGGAACUGGUGCAGGCCUCUCGGGGAACCCCUCAGGACCUCGCUCGGGCCUCGGGGCGGUUUGGACAAGACUUCAGCACCUUCCUGGAAGCUGGCGUGGAGAUGGCAGGACAGGCUCCGAGGCAGGAGGAUCGGGCCCAGGUUGUGUCCAACUUGAAGGGCAUCUCCAUGUCUUCAAGCAAACUUCUGCUGGCCGCCAAGGCCCUGUCAACAGACCCUGCUUCCCCCAACCUCAAGAGUCAGCUGGCUGCAGCCGCCCGGGCAGUGACUGACAGCAUCAACCAGCUCAUCACCACCUGCACCCAGCAGGCUCCGGGCCAGAAGGAGUGUGACAAUGCCCUGCGGGAACUGGAGACGGUUCGUGAACUCCUGGAGAACCCACUCCAGCCCAUCAAUGACAUGUCCUACUUUGGCUGCCUGGACAGUGUCAUGGAAAACUCCAAGGUGCUGGGCGAGGCCAUGACUGGAAUUUCCCAAAACGCCAAGAAUGGGAGCCUGCCAGAGUUUGGGGAAGCCAUUGCCACAGCUUCCAGGGCUCUCUGCGGCCUCACUGAGGCAGCUGCCCAGGCUGCAUACUUGGUUGGGGUCUCUGACCCCAAUAGUCAAGCGGGACAGCAGGGGCUGGUGGAGCCCACACAGUUUGCCCGUGCCAACCAGGCAAUUCAGAUGGCCUGCCAGAGCUUAGGGGAGCCUGGCUGUACCCAGGCCCAGGUGCUCUCUGCAGCUACCAUUGUGGCCAAGCACACCUCUGCAUUGUGCAACAGCUGCCGCCUGGCGUCUGCCCGCACCGCCAAUCCCACCGCCAAGCGCCAGUUUGUACAGUCAGCAAAGGAAGUGGCCAACAGUACCGCCAAUCUGGUCAAGACCAUCAAGGCCCUGGACGGGGCCUUCACGGAGGAGAACCGGGCCCAGUGUCGCGCAGCCACAGCACCCCUGCUGGAGGCUGUGGACAACCUGAGCGCCUUUGCAGCCAACCCUGAGUUCUCCAGCAUCCCUGCCCAGAUCAGCCCCGAGGGCUGGGCUGCCAUGGGCCCCAUCGUCAUCUCCGCCAAGACAAUGCUGGAGAGCGCAGGGGGGCUGAUCCAGACAGCCCGGGCCCUGGCCGUCAAUCCGCGGGAUCCCCCACGCUGGUCGGUCCUGGCUGGCCACUCUCGCACUGUCUCGGACUCCAUCAAGAAGCUUAUCACGAGCAUGAGGGACAAGGCUCCGGGGCAGCUGGAGUGCGAGGCAGCCAUUGCAGCGCUGAACAGCUGUCUGCGGGACCUGGACCAGGCUUCCCUGGCUGCUGUCAGCCAGCAGCUCACGCCCCGAGAGGGCAUCUCUCAGGAGGCCUUGCACACUCAGAUGCUCACAGCAGUGCAGGAGAUCUCCCACCUCAUUGAGCCGCUGGCCGGGGCUGCCCGGGCCGAGGCCUCCCAGCUGGGACACAAGGUGUCCCAGAUGGCCCAGUACUUUGAGCCGCUCACCCUGGCUGCAGUGGGUGCUGCCUCCAAGACCCUGAGUCACCCACAGCAGAUGGCACUCCUGGACCAGACAAGAACGCUGGCAGAGUCGGCCUUGCAGUUGCUGUAUACGGCCAAGGAGGCUGGGGGCAACCCCAAGCAGGCAGCCCACACCCAGGAAGCCCUGGAGGAGGCCGUGCAGAUGAUGACAGAAGCCGUGGAGGACCUGACUGCCACCCUGAAUGAAGCCGCCAGUGCCGCUGGGGUUGUCGGCGGCAUGGUGGACUCCAUCACCCAUGCCAUCAACCAGCUAGACGAAGGACCCAUGGGUGAGCCAGAAGGCUCCUUCGUGGACUACCAGACAACCAUGGUGCGGACGGCCAAGGCCAUCGCCGUCACCGUUCAGGAGAUGGUAACCAAGUCAAAUACCAGCCCUGAGGAACUGGGCCCGCUUGCUAACCAGCUGACCAGCGACUAUGGCCGCCUGGCCUCCCAGGCCAAGCCUGCAGCCGUGGCUGCUGACAACGAAGAGAUUGGUGCCCACAUCAAGCACCGGGUGCAGGAGCUGGGGCACGGCUGUUCCGCUCUGGUCACCAAGGCCGGCGCCCUGCAGUGCAGUCCCAGUGAUGCCUACACCAAGAAGGAGCUCAUAGAGUGUGCCCGCAGAGUCUCUGAGAAGGUCUCCCACGUGCUGGCUGCGCUCCAGGCUGGGAACCGUGGCACCCAGGCCUGCAUCACAGCAGCCAGUGCCGUGUCAGGGAUCAUAGCGGACCUGGACACCACCAUCAUGUUUGCCACGGCUGGCACACUCAACCGAGAGGGUGCUGAGACCUUCGCUGACCACCGGGAGGGCAUUCUGAAGACGGCGAAGGUGCUGGUAGAAGACACCAAGGUCCUGGUGCAGAAUGCAGCUGGCAGCCAGGAGAGGCUGGCUCAGGCAGCCCAGUCCUCUGUAGCUACCAUCACCCGCCUCGCCGACGUCGUCAAACUGGGCGCAGCCAGCCUGGGAGCCGAGGACCCGGAGACCCAGGUGGUCUUGAUCAAUGCGGUGAAAGAUGUGGCCAAGGCCCUGGGUGACCUCAUCAGCGCCACGAAGGCAGCAGCCGGCAAAGUCGGGGAUGACCCUGCGGUGUGGCAGCUCAAGAACGCAGCCAAGGUGAUGGUGACCAAUGUGACAUCACUGCUCAAGACCGUGAAAGCUGUGGAAGAUGAGGCCACCAAGGGGACACGAGCCCUGGAGGCGACCACAGAGCACAUACGGCAGGAACUGGCGGUGUUCUGUUCCCCAGAGCCACCUGCCAAGACCUCUACCCCAGAGGAUUUUAUUCGCAUGACCAAGGGCAUCACCAUGGCAACGGCCAAGGCCGUUGCCGCUGGCAAUUCUUGUCGCCAGGAAGAUGUCAUUGCCACAGCCAAUCUGAGUCGGCGUGCUAUUGCAGACAUGCUCCGGGCUUGCAAGGAGGCAGCGUACCACCCGGAAGUGGCCCCUGACGUACGGCUCCGAGCCCUGCAUUACGGCCGGGAGUGUGCCAAUGGCUACCUGGAGCUGCUGGACCACGUGCUCUUGACGCUGCAGAAGCCAAGCCCAGAGCUCAAGCAGCAGUUGACGGGACACUCGAAGCGUGUGGCUGGCUCCGUCACAGAGCUCAUCCAGGCCGCGGAGGCCAUGAAGGGAAUAGAAUGGGUGGACCCUGAGGACCCCACAGUCAUCGCGGAGAAUGAACUCCUGGGAGCCGCGGCUGCCAUUGAGGCUGCAGCCAAGAAGCUGGAGCAGUUGAAGCCCCGGGCCAAACCCAAGGAGGCGGAUGAGUCCUUGAACUUUGAAGAGCAGAUCCUAGAAGCUGCCAAGUCCAUUGCUGCAGCCACCAGUGCCCUAGUGAAAGCUGCAUCCGCUGCCCAGCGGGAACUGGUGGCCCAAGGGAAGGUGGGCGCCAUCCCAGCCAAUGCACUGGAUGACGGGCAGUGGUCCCAGGGCCUUAUAUCUGCUGCCCGGAUGGUGGCCGCAGCCACCAAUAAUCUGUGUGAGGCAGCCAAUGCCGCCGUGCAAGGCCACGCCAGCCAGGAGAAGCUCAUUUCAUCAGCCAAGCAGGUGGCUGCCUCCACAGCCCAGCUCCUCGUGGCCUGCAAGGUCAAGGCGGACCAGGACUCCGAGGCAAUGAAACGACUUCAGGCUGCUGGUAAUGCAGUGAAGCGAGCCUCCGAUAACCUGGUGAAGGCCGCUCAGAAGGCUGCCGCCUUUGAAGACCAGGAGAAUGAGACGGUGGUGGUGAAGGAGAAGAUGGUUGGGGGCAUUGCCCAGAUCAUCGCAGCCCAAGAGGAGAUGCUGCGGAAGGAGCGGGAGCUGGAAGAGGCGCGGAAGAAGCUGGCCCAGAUCCGGCAGCAACAGUACAAGUUCUUGCCUUCAGAGCUUCGAGACGAGCACUAGGGCAGCUGCUUUUAUUUAACGAAGAGCCAGCCUAGAGACUGCGCUGUCCGCUACCAAAGCUUUCUGGGCUGUCGCGGCCCAACCUACCCAGUCCCAGCACUCCCCAAAGUGCCAGCCAGGCCCACUGCACAGCCCCGGCCCCCUCCCCACUGCAAGUGCCUUCAUGCCCUAGGGCCCCCUAAGUGCCUGUCCCUCCCCAGAGUAUUAACGCUCCAAGAGUAUUAUUAACGCUGCUGUACCUCAGUCCGACCCUGCCAGUCUCCACCUCGGUUCUGCGCGGUCUUUUUUGAUACUGCCUCUCCCCACCCCCAGCCUCCUGGGAGACUGCAGGAUCAGAACCCCUACUUGGGUCAUGUUCCAAUAAAGGUGAUUCUCCUACAA
Echinops telfairi (small Madagascar hedgehog) is the source of this 8382-nucleotide messenger RNA. RefSeq names its product talin 1 (gene TLN1). Bases 325 to 8001 code for a protein of 2558 amino acids. Gene Ontology annotation, molecular function: structural constituent of cytoskeleton; integrin binding; actin filament binding. The transcript has 58 exons. Gene Ontology annotation, cellular component: focal adhesion; ruffle; cytoskeleton. The record is from RefSeq and is a predicted model, not a curated record. Lineage: Eukaryota; Metazoa; Chordata; Mammalia; Afrosoricida; Tenrecidae. Gene Ontology annotation, biological process: platelet aggregation.